Messenger RNA from Leptidea sinapis, 1746 nucleotides. Its product is annotated as cytochrome P450 CYP12A2-like. The coding region runs from base 114 to 1661 and encodes 515 amino acids. Gene Ontology annotation, molecular function: oxidoreductase activity, acting on paired donors, with incorporation or reduction of molecular oxygen; monooxygenase activity; heme binding. NCBI's taxonomy places the organism in Eukaryota, Metazoa, Arthropoda, Insecta, Lepidoptera, Pieridae. The record is from RefSeq and is a predicted model, not a curated record. The transcript has 10 exons.
CGUUUGUAACGGUUGUAUCGUAUUUGGCAGAUAAGUCGUAAGAAUAUAUUAUUUUCUGUUAAGUUCCAUCAAGUGAUAUUGUUUCUUUAUUCUACAUAAUCUAAGACAUUGCGAUGCAAUCUAUAAAGCGAUUGCCAUGGAUACUACAGAGGACUGACCAAAAUAUAAUAUUUUCUCUUAAAGCGCUUCUAUCAACAACUACCAGUCCCAAAAAUGUAGAGUUAAAAAAAUGGAAGGACAUUCCAGGGCCUUCAUCACUGCCAGUUAUUGGACAAAUUCUGCAUUUCAUUCCUGGAGAUCGUUUUGUCCCAGGUGACUUGUAUAAACCUACAGAAAUGACAAUGAAUGACGUACUCUAUAAUAAAUACGGGCCUAUUGUAAGGAUUGGUGGAUUUUUCGGCUUACCAAGAAUGGUAUAUAUAUACGACGCAGACAUGGUGGAAUACAUUCUAAGAAGUGAGGAUCAACUUCCUAAUCGUCCUGUAUUUCAGUCAAUUGAAUAUUAUAGAAAACAUUACAAGAAAAAUAAACACCGCUCCACAACAGGAACUGGACUGGUUACGGAUCAAGGCGAACUAUGGAAAGCAACAAGAUCAACAGUCAAUCCAAUUAUGAUGAAUCCUAAGACUAUUAAACUUUAUUCUAAUACUUUUGAUGAAGUGACAGAGGAUUUUAUUACAAGAUUAAGAUCGAUUCGAAGAACGGACAAUAUGUUUGAUAAUUUUAGAUUUGAAAUAAACUUAUGGGCGCUGGAGUCUGUUUCCGCAGUAAUCCUAGGAACACGACUCAAUUGCUUCAAUACUGAUAUACCAGAUGAUUCACCAAUCAAGAGGCUCGUCAAAUCUGUGCACGAUGUUUUCUAUAUGUCAGAGGAGUUAGAUUUGAAACCAGGGCUGUGGAGAUUCAUUUCAACACCAAUGUUCAAAAAGGCAAUGAAUAUUUAUGAAGAACAAUCUAACUUAAUUAGGUACUUCAUGAAAAACAGCAUUGAAAACCUUAAGACGCAACCACCCAAAGCAAAUGAAGAAAAGGGAGUGUUAGAGAAAUUACUUGAAAUUGAUGAAAACGUUGCAAUCAAUAUAGGGAGAGAUUCUUUAUUUGCUGGUAUUGAUACGACGGCGAAUGUCUUGAUCUCAGCGCUUCAUUUUCUGGCCACGAAUCAAGAUAAACAAAAUAAACUAAGAGAAGAGUUAAAAUCUAGCGAAGAUAACAACCUAUAUUUAAAGGCAUGCAUCAAAGAAAGUUUAAGACUGUUGCCAGCUGUCGCAGCUAAUAUAAGAAAAGCAUCCAGAGAUUAUAAUAUAAUGGGGUAUAAAUUACCAAAAGACAUGAUUAUGGUGGUUAAUCAUCAAACUCUAUGUCAUUUAGAGGAAAAUUACCCGAAGGCCAAAGAAUUCAUACCAGAAAGGUGGAUAGUUGGUAAAAGUGAUCCUCUCCAUUAUGGAAAUGCACAUAAGUUUGCAUACAGUCCUUUUGGAUUCGGCACAAGGAGUUGUGUUGGAAGGCGUAUAGCACAAGUGGAAAUGGAAGUAUUUCUUUCGAAAAUAAUUCAAAACUUUCACAUUGAAUGGAAUGGAUCUCCGCCGAUACUUAAGACUAGUGUUGUGAAUUAUUUCCCAGGAAAUUUAAAUUUUGUUCUGAGGGAUAUUGCUGAAAAAUAAGCUUGUAACCGCUAUAAUAUUAUACUCGUAAAUUUUUCUGUUUAACAUCAUGCUAUCUAUAUAAAAAAAUACCUACUGGUGUGCU